Molecule: messenger RNA, 982 nt
Organism: Cimex lectularius (bed bug)
Lineage: Eukaryota; Metazoa; Arthropoda; Insecta; Hemiptera; Cimicidae
Exons: 2
Coding region: 112-957 (281 amino acids)
Source: RefSeq, a predicted model, not a curated record
CAGAACCCACUUGUUUGACACCCCCCGGAGAGACCUGGAGUCCUACUCACACCUUGCGUGACUCCCUUGCCAUCUACAUCUAUCUCCAAUCUACUUGCGCCCCAGGCAAAAAUGAGGGCCAAGCCUUUAAAUACGUGCCUCGUUUGUUUAUGCUGCUUCAUUUAUUCAUCCGCUCUGCCCAGAAGCAAAGAUUAUAGAGAUAUGAGCUCGGAAUACGUGCCAGGCGGUGACACUAGCAUCCAAUCGGAUCCUCUUUCAAAAGAGCCAACAUGCGAGGAAUUGAGAGCCAUGUGGAGAUUUUCUAAGAGGCAAUCAAGAGCGGCAGAAAUUACGAACGAGAUCCCGACAUUCCGAGAUCCGUUUGCAUUCAAUGUGUGGGAGGAAUACGCAAGGCCGAGGAGCGCCGGACGAGGAGUCAGGUAUAGGAAGCCUUUGAUCUACGGAAAAGUCGUCCACCACCCCCAGUACAUCCCCCAUCCACCUGAUAGGCUGAAAGCUUUCGAGGAGGUGGCACGACUUUUCGGCUCUCCCAUUAAUCCGGAAGUCUCGAGAAGAAAAACAUCCUUCAGGCUCGGAGGAGGAGGAGGUCUUCAAAGCCACGUACCGAUUCAGACCACCCAGUCGGGGAGUUUCCAACACCUCAAGGAGUUGAUAAGGAACGAAAGGUUGAGAGAACUACAGGAACAGAGGAUAAACGAGGACGCAGAUCGUAACGUGGGCAAAAUUCACUAUGGGCGGAUAACUGAAUCUUCACCAAGAGUCGUGGAAAACGCGCUUAUUCAAGACAAGGCGACCGGACUGGUACCGAGCAAGGGCAUUGUGGCUUUUCCGAACAUGUUGGGACCUGCAUCAUACUCUUACAUAGACGAAUAUCCAAUGCAACAACUUGAAAUUCCAAAAGUUAAGCAGCGGUAUCCAGACACUUCGGUAAGUACCGAUCCCUUAUAUACAAUAUAACAAUUGCUUAUUACGCAUACCAUAC